GGAACUACGCAAGUCUCUGAAGUUAGUACACGUGUCAUUCACUUCCGCUGUCUUCUGCCUGGUCAAUCAAACAUGGACGAGAAGAUUCAUCUAGAUCUGGAGGACUUCUCUGAGGAGCAGUUCAUGGAGAGCUUCCUGAAAGAGAUUCAGAGUGAAGAAGCCGUCUUCAUCCUCGGGAUAUUCCUGGCUUUAGCGCUCGUGGUUCUCACUAUCGUGUUCUUUGGGAAUUUCUGGGGCUCCAGUAAAGCCAGGAACGCUGUGCUGCUGCUGGGACUCUGUGACUCCGGGAAAACUCUUCUGUUCACUCGAUUAUUACUAGGGAAGUUUGUAAGAACUCAGACGUCCAUCACAGAGAACAGCGCCACAUACAAGAGCAAAAACGACAGGGGUGGCAGCUGGACUCUUAUCGAUGUUCCUGGUCAUGAAAGUUUAAGAGUUCAGAUUGUGGAGAAGCACAAGGCCGUGGCUCGAGCCGUUGUGUUUGUGGUGGACAGCAGCAUCUUCCAGAAGGACGUCAGAGAUGUGGCUGAGUUCCUCUACUCCAUCCUCACAGACAACAUAGUGGCAAAAAAUGCCCCCACACUUGUGGUAGCCUGCAACAAACAAGAUAUCACUAUGGCAAAAUCAGCUAAAUUAAUUCAGCAGCAGUUGGAGAAGGAGAUGAAUACUCUGAGAUUGACGCGUUCUGCGGCCCUCUCCUCUCAGGACGGGGCUGUGGGGGGUUCUGUGUAUCUGGGUAAGAAAGGCAAAGAUUUUGAGUUUUCUCAGCUGCCCAAUCAGGUGGAGUUCAUUGAGUGCAGCGCACGUGGAAGCAAAGAAGAUGGAGGUGCUGAUAUCGACGCUAUAGAGAAGUGCCUGGCUAAGCUCUGAAGAGCUCGACAGCUAGAAUUAAGCUCAUUCAUAAACUUGUAAUUUAGAGCAUUUUUUGUGAUCUCUGGAUUUUUUUUUCUUUCUUCAGUAUUGUUGUACCAAUCCAAGAGUAUACAGCAUGUCCUACAGAUACAGCACAUUGUGUGUUCAACCAGAAUCAAUGUAUAUUGUAUGAAUGAAAACACUGACACUUCUAUUUGCCUUCGUGUUUUCACUUUUCACUUCAGGGCUCUUUUUGAUUUAAAACUGGAGCCAGGUCAACAUUUUACUUCUGUUCAACUGUGUUGUAUUUUGUUUUGCUAGAGGCAAGUGUGAGUGUAAAUUAUAUUAAAGAUGGCUUAUGACUGCUUGUUUUCAUGGUGCCUUUCCAAA
Molecule: messenger RNA, 1242 nt
Organism: Sinocyclocheilus rhinocerous
Lineage: Eukaryota; Metazoa; Chordata; Actinopteri; Cypriniformes; Cyprinidae
Product: signal recognition particle receptor subunit beta-like
Exons: 7
Coding region: 73-870 (265 amino acids)
Molecular function (GO): GTP binding
Source: RefSeq, a predicted model, not a curated record